AUGGCGGUUCUGCUGUUGGAGCACUCGGAAGCGCGUCGCCAGGAUAAAGCUGGAAUGUACGGCGAUCUGGGAUCGCAGCACGGCAUGUCAUAUAUCCCUUCCGUCCCGGUUUCAGGUAUCGGGGUCGCACAGCCGUUUGCCCAACCGCUUUUCGACAGCGUCGACGGAUCUGACCACACUCGCGGCGCUCGAGCUUACCCCAUCACUGCCUCAGACGACCAGACAGCAAAGAAACGAAGGCCCUCCAAAGGAAAACCGCCGCUUGUAAUCAAGCGGUCCUCUUCGACUCCUCAUAUGCGCGCUCUGGGCUUUGCGGAUUCUGGUCAAAUCUCGCCCAAUUCGGAAAAGCGACGCAACAAGUUAGGAUACCAUCGAACCUCGGUCGCUUGCGGUCAUUGCCGACGAAGGAAGAUAAGAUGUUUAAUAGCGCCCGAAGACGCCCAAGGGCGCUGUUCCAACUGCAUUAGGCUGAAGAAGGAAUGCAACUUCUAUCCGGUCGAGCAGCAACCAUCCGGGGACUCGCGGUCACAAAACGCAAAACGGGGCAGCGUCUCUGCUGUUACCUCGACGUCUAACUCGUCUUCUCCUCGCGCGUCGACUGCCUCUGGCCAUGAACAAGUCGAAGAGUAUAGCUCGUACCAGCAACUACCAAGCGGCGACCAACCUCCCAGCUACGGCGUCUCGACCGAAUUCGACAGCCAUGUUGACAUGAAAUCACAAAAUGGUGUCAUCCCACAAACAAGCUCUUUCAACUACUCUCCCUCGUUUGAUGUCGGAGCGUGGUCUUCCGACUAUGCAGCGCGGACUUCAUCGGAUGCCAACUCGGACGGCUCAUCAAUCGCGUACUGGUCAGCUCCUGGUACUUCCAUGUCCUCGGCGUUUUUCGACGACGCACCCAACCCGAUGCAACAGACCCACGGUCUUCCGCCAAAUCUAGGAAACCCACAACAACUACAGGAUGAAAACAUAUGGCCUGGGGUAGCAAGAUCAAUGUCCUUCAGUGGCCCUGACGGCAUGCACCCAGACUAUCGCUUCCAACACGCCAACACCAUGCCUAUACAGCAGGGUGGGCUACGCUCAAGCAUGGACGUUUCGUCAGCACCGAUGAAUCCAAACAUUCGGCCCGCGUCGACAUUUCCGUUCAGCGCUCCCCAGGGAUGGCAACCUUACAUGACAUCGGCUCCAAUAAGCACGCCUCCUGGACCCGCACAACCAUUUGCCGCAAACUGGUUUCCCGGGCAAGUGUCAUUAGGAGCAGUCGAAGAAGAGAAUAACGCGGGAAACCCGUAUCAGCGCUAUUGA
Messenger RNA from Aplosporella prunicola CBS 121167, 1302 nucleotides. RefSeq lists its product as uncharacterized. The record is from RefSeq and is a predicted model, not a curated record. Gene Ontology annotation, molecular function: DNA-binding transcription factor activity, RNA polymerase II-specific; zinc ion binding. Bases 1 to 1302 code for a protein of 433 amino acids. Gene Ontology annotation, biological process: regulation of DNA-templated transcription. NCBI's taxonomy places the organism in Eukaryota, Fungi, Ascomycota, Dothideomycetes, Botryosphaeriales, Aplosporellaceae. The transcript is spliced from 3 exons.